UGCAACAUACAAGGCCACGCUCACAUGUAGAUUUCACCCUUUCUUCUUACCACAUGUUGAUUAUUUGUAUUAGCCUAUAGCUACAUACAUUUCAUACUAUCCAUAUUCCAUCCUCAAUAUCCAUCCAUCUAUAAUGGCAAUGGCUGACCCAAAAAUACUGGAAAGGACCGCCUUUGACCCUGUUAAACCACCCAAGAAGAACAAGUAUGCUCUUGGUUGUGCCGUCCUAGCUUCCAUGACUUCCAUCUUGCUUGGUUAUGAUAUUGGAGUAAUGAGUGGAGCAUCAAUCUACAUCAAAGAUGACCUCAAAGUGUCCGACGUGCAGAUCGAGAUCCUCAUCGGAAUACUCAAUCUGUACUCCCUCGUCGGCUCCGCCGCUGCUGGAAAAACGUCAGAUUGGAUUGGCCGGCGUUACACCAUCGUAUUCGCCGCCGCCAUAUUCUUCGUCGGAGCUCUUCUCAUGGGGUUCGCCACCAACUAUUCCUUUCUCAUGGUGGGCCGGUUUGUGGCCGGAAUAGGCGUGGGUUAUGCUCUCAUGAUUGCUCCGGUCUACACGGCCGAGGUUUCUCCAGCGUCGUCACGCGGAUUCCUCACAUCUUUCCCGGAAGUUUUCAUCAACGCCGGUAUCUUGCUCGGAUAUGUAUCGAAUUACGGAUUUUCGAAGAUGUCAGCACACCUGAGCUGGAGAUUUAUGCUCGGAAUCGGAGCGGUUCCUUCUGUAUUUCUAGCCCUGGGUGUCCUAGCCAUGCCCGAGUCACCUCGGUGGCUCGUCAUGCAGGGCCGGCUCGGGGACGCGAAACGCGUCCUCGACAAAACCUCAGACAGCCCAGAAGAAGCUCAGCUCAGACUCAUCGACAUCAAAGAAGCCGCCGGCAUUCCUCAAGAAUGCAACGACGACGUCGUCGCAAUCCCCAAACGCAGCAAAGACGAAGCCGUGUGGAAAGAGCUGCUGCUCCACCCCACUCCAGCCGUGCGUCACGUCUUGAUCGCCGCCGUGGGAAUUCAUUUCUUCCAACAAGCAAGUGGCAUAGACGCCGUCGUUUUGUACAGUCCCCGAAUCUUCGAAAAGGCCGGGAUCACUAACGAUAACGAGAAGCUACUCGCCACCGUGGCCGUCGGAUUCACCAAGACGUGUUUCAUCUUGGUGGCCACUUUCUUGCUCGACAAGAUCGGACGGCGGCCGUUGCUUCUGUCCAGCGUGGCGGGGAUGAUCGUGUCAUUGUUUCUGCUCGGCACAGCGUUGACCGUCAUUGACCAUACGGAUCACAAAGUGACGUGGGCCGUGGCUAUAGCUAUAUCCGGAGUCAUGGCUUACGUGGCGUUCUUCUCGAUCGGGAUGGGGCCCAUUACGUGGGUCUACAGCUCUGAGGUGUUCCCUUUAAGAUUAAGAGCUCAAGGGUGCAGUCUCGCAGUGGCGAUGAAUAGAGUGACGAGUGGUGUAAUUUCAAUGACAUUUAUAUCCUUGUACGAGGCUAUUUCGAUCGGUGGGGCCUUCUUUUUGUUUACCGGGGUGGCUUGCGUGGCAUGGGUGUUCUUUUACACUUUACUCCCUGAGACUCAGGGCAGGAAUCUCGAAGAGGUGGGUUUGUUGUUUGGGACUUACUUCAACUGGAGAUCAACUCUCAAGAAGUUGAAGAAAAAAGAGGCUAAUGAUAAGAUGAACAAGGAAGAGGCUGAGUUCAAAACGACUACAGCUCCCCAAAACUAGAAUUAGUUAACAUGUUUUAUAUGUAUAAUUAUAUUAUCAAAUCAAAUCAUACUUGUGUAUCUGCUUCCCCUUAUAUGCAAGUUGCAACUAUAUAGUUUACCAUGAA
Daucus carota subsp. sativus is the source of this 1814-nucleotide messenger RNA. RefSeq names its product polyol transporter 5. The record is from RefSeq and is a predicted model, not a curated record. Gene Ontology annotation, cellular component: membrane. The transcript is spliced from 3 exons. Bases 134 to 1708 code for a protein of 524 amino acids. Gene Ontology annotation, biological process: transmembrane transport. NCBI's taxonomy places the organism in Eukaryota, Viridiplantae, Streptophyta, Magnoliopsida, Apiales, Apiaceae. Gene Ontology annotation, molecular function: carbohydrate:proton symporter activity.